CUAGUUGCAGUCAUGGCCGCCGCGACGCCUCUCUCCCCCGAGGACCUGCUCCUGCCCAAGGGCGGUACGGGCAAGGCCGAGGAGCUGGAGGAAGUGAUGACGGAGGAGGAGGACGACGAGGAGGUGGAUGAGACGUUGGCAGAGAGGCUUUGGGGCUUAACAGAGAUGUUCCCCGAGAGCGUCCGGACUGCAGCCGGAGCGUCCUUCGACUUGUCUCUUUCUGUUGCCCACAAAAUGUACAGAUUCUCCAGGGCAGCUUUGUGGAUUGGGACUACCUCCUUCAUGAUCCUAGUUCUUCCUGUUGUUUUUGAAACGGAAAAACUUCAGAUGGAGCAGCAGCAGCAACUGCAGCAGCGGCAGAUUUUAUUAGGACCCAACACAGGGCUGUCCGGAGGGAUGCCAGGAGCCCUGCCUUCUCUUCCUGGAAAGAUUUAGAGAAAUUACUUUGGAACCAUAUCAUGAAAGGCAAUCUUGAAAUUAUUUGUUGGAACUAUUGAUUGGUUAGGCUGGGGCAUUUUUGCCAUAAACCUUGGAAUAUCAACCUAUUCAUGGUGGAGGCAGGAUAACUGUCUGGAUCUCCUGAAAUGGGCUAUCUGCCUCCCCCCUUUAGGUAGUCAUGAC
Euleptes europaea (tarantolino) is the source of this 621-nucleotide messenger RNA. RefSeq names its product translocase of outer mitochondrial membrane 22 (gene TOMM22). The record is from RefSeq and is a predicted model, not a curated record. The transcript has 4 exons. Gene Ontology annotation, biological process: intracellular protein transport. Bases 13 to 435 code for a protein of 140 amino acids. Gene Ontology annotation, cellular component: mitochondrial outer membrane. Lineage: Eukaryota; Metazoa; Chordata; Lepidosauria; Squamata; Sphaerodactylidae.